Molecule: messenger RNA, 4099 nt
Organism: Mytilus californianus (California mussel)
Lineage: Eukaryota; Metazoa; Mollusca; Bivalvia; Mytilida; Mytilidae
Exons: 9
Coding region: 1-2130 (709 amino acids)
Biological process (GO): double-strand break repair; positive regulation of DNA repair
Cellular component (GO): BRCA1-A complex
Molecular function (GO): histone binding; K63-linked polyubiquitin modification-dependent protein binding
Source: RefSeq, a predicted model, not a curated record
AUGAAGGAAAACAGCAACCCACAAAGGCCAGUUGCCAAAAAUUUCUCUUGCAAAAUUAGAAAGGAACAAAAAGUUCAUAAUGCUGAUGAAGAGAUUAAUCAGUUCGUAGACACAUUCACAUCUAAACCUGGAUUAAGAAGUGGUAGAACUAGAAAUACAGAUACUUUUACUAAAGAGAAAUCAGCAUUCGAUUUUGAGCCAUACCCAGUUGAUGAAACUUUUAAAGUUAGUACUGAAAAGGGAAAGAAACGGAAGUUAUAUAACGAAAGUGAUACUAAAUAUUGUCCUUUAAUCGAAGAUGAAAGUAGUAAUGACUUUGAUGAUAGAUUUGUUGGAAAAGGUAAAAGAAACUUUAAAUUAAAAAAGCAAAACAAUGAAGGAAAUGGUGAAGUGCUAGAAAAGCCAGAAACUAAAAGUUCAAGGAAAAGGUCAAAUGUCAGUGACAAGACAACAAAUGCGAAGAAAGUUACUAGAGGAUCACUAAAGAGGCAUGCUAGUGACUUAAGCACAGGUAGUGUGGAAAGUUUCAAGUCAGAUGACAUGAACAAUUUGUUAAAUCCUGACAGAGCCUCAAGUAGGUCUCCCGAAUUAUCCCUUGGUGGCCUCAGUCAAAAAUCAGAUGUGCUGUUAGAUGCAGAAGGCCAAUUGUACUCAACACAAUUAUGUUCUAUGAAAGAAAAGCGAGCCAGGGUACCUGUCAGUAAGUCCAGUUUUAAUUUGGAUAUCAUUGAUGAUGACAGUGUUCAGUAUCUAUCCCAGAAUUCAAGAAAUGGAUCAAACCAGGAAAGGGAAACAAUAUCACCAAAUACUUCUCAUAAUGUUGAAGGUGGUUCUACACAAUCAAAUUUCAGACCAAUCUUACCAAAACAAAGUGAGGAUCAUACUAGUCAAGCAAGUCCAAAACAAAUUGGUAAGACAACGAAUGCAAAAAUAAUGAUAAUCCAAUCAUCGCAGAAAACUGUGAAGAAUACAGAGCCCGUAGGGCAGCAGUCAACUUUAAAGUCAAGAUUGUUUGGACAUAUGAGUGACAUGUUUAAGUUGGGGUCAGGCGACAAAAGUUCUAGCAGUAAAUCAAAGAAUAGCCAAGAUCCUCAAGGUUCACAUAUCAGGAAGAAAUCUUUUGGUGAUGAUGAUGACUUGUAUACAGAAACACAAAGAUUUCAACAGACCAAUGACGUUAAUGAGACUGAUAUACAACAGAUCAAUAUGAAGACAGAAGGCAUCAAAACUUACAGCAAGAAACAAGGAAGAAAGAGACAAUUAACUACUGAAGAUACUGAACCAAAUAAACAACCAAAAAUGAUCACAGUACCAUGUCCUCUGUGUAACAAACAGUUUCCUCAGGAUCAGAUAGAGAACCAUGCAGCAGAUUGUAAUGGUCCUGUGGAUGAUGAGAACUCGAGAGAAUCCACAGAUAGUGUACAAAUACAAGAGAUACAAGCGGGAAGAGCAAGCAAGAAACUAGAUCAAGAUGCAGAUUUCAUAGUUGACGAAGGGGAAAGUGAAGAAGAAAGUCCAAGAAAGUCUUUUAGUAUGGAAUGCUAUAUUUGUGACAAGUCAUUUAGAAAUAAGAAAAUGUUGGACCAACAUGUGGAAAAAUGUUUAGAUGAAGCGCGACAGAUGCAGCAUGAGAUUGAUACAAGAGGACUGGAUUCUACAUUAGAACCUGGGGAGAUCCCACCUCCAAAACGUGCAACCAGAUCAGCUAGGACAAUGGAGCCACAUGAAGGGUACUCAUCAGGCAGUGAAGAAGAGAGAGUUACUCUCAGAGAUGUUAUAAAAGCCAAUCAAUCAACAAGUAGUUCAGAAGAAUCUUCAUACAGUGAUGAAUAUGACUGGUCCCCAGCUAAAACUCCACCUGACCAUAAGGCUACAAAUAAAGAGAAUCAGUUACCAGGAGGUUGGACUUUAGAAGAACUUCAGAAUUCUCCAAUUCGAUCAUUUGUACCCAUUUGGAAACAGUCUGAUAAUGAGGGGUUUAAAACUCAGUUUGACAAAGCUAAGAAAAGAUUUGAAAAACAACAGCUUAAGGGAAAAGGAAAGAGAAAACAGAAAGGAACGAAAAGAAAAAAGAGAAAACGAAAAUCAAAGAUGAAGCCGGCCGCAAAGAGACAGAAAUGUUCUGAAUGAUUUAUUGUAAAUACCAAGCCUUUUUCCUGUUUUGUAGGUUUGAUGUUUUUCGGCGAUGGUGCAAGUGAAAUUUUAGAACAGAAAUUUAAAAAAAAUCACUAGUCAUUGGAUUAUAAAACAUUAAGAUAGAAAAUUGAAAGCAAAAAAAUAGGGAGUGGGGAUAUGCACCUAUUUUUAUUAACUCGUCAAAUAUAAUUUUUGUCGAGCCUGCGACUUUUGUCGCAGAAAGCUCGACAUAGGGAUAGUGAUCCGGCGGCGGCGGCGUUAGCUUACUUCUUAAAAGUUUAUAUUUUAGAAGGUGGAAGGUCUGGAUGCUUCAUACUUUGUAUAUGGAUGCCUCAUGUUACGAAGUUUCCGUCAGUCACAUGUCCAAUGUCCUUGACCUCAUUUUCAUGGUUCAGUGACUACUUGAAAAAAAAGUUAAGAUUUUUUGUAAUGUUAGAUUCUCUCUUAUUAUAAUUAAUAGGAUAACUAUAUUUGGUAUGUGCAUACCUUGCAAGGUCCUCAUGCCCGUCAGACAGUUUUCACUUGACCUCGACUUCAUUUCAUGGAUCAGUGAACAAGGUUAAGUUUUGGUGGUCAAGUCCAUAUCUCAGAUACUAUAAGCAAUAGGUCUAGUAUAUUCGGUGUAUGGAAGGACUGUAAGGUGUACAUGUCCAACUGGCAGGUGUCAUCUGACCUUUACCUCAUUUUCAUGGUUCAGUGGUUAUAGUUAAGUUUUUGUGUUUUGGUCUGUUUUUCUUAUACUGUAUGCCAUAGGUCUACUAUAUUUGGUGUAUGGAAUGAUUGUAAGGUGUACAUGUCUAGCGGGCAGGUGUCUUCUGACCUUGACCUCAUUUUCAUGGUUCAGUGGUCAAAGUUAAGUUUUUGAGUUUUGGUCUUUUUUUCUAAUACUUUAUGCAAUAGGUCAUCUAUAUUUGGUGUAUGGAAAUAUUUUAUGAUGUACCUGUCAGUCUUGCAGGUUUUAUUUGACCUUGACCUCAUUUUCACGGUUCAUUGCUCAGUGUUAAGUUUUUGUGUUUUGGUCUGUUUUUCUAAUACUAUAAGCAAUAGGACAACUAUAUUUGUUGUAUGGAAGGAUUGCAAGCUGUAGUUCAUGUCUGCCUGGCAUUGUUCAUCUGACCUUGACCUCAUUUUCUUGGUUCAUUGGUCAAUAUUUAGUUUUCUUGGUUAAGUCUGUAUCUUAGAAACUAUAAACAAUAGGUCAACUAUAUUUAGUGUAUUGAAUGAUUGUAAGGUGUACAUGUAUUUCUUGUUUGGUUUAUAUGACCUUGACCUCAUUUUCUUGGAUCAUGUUAAGUGUAUGUGAUAGUUGUAGUAAAGCUUUAUAUUUAGGACUAUCAACAUAAUAUCAAUGAUUAGUAAAGAAGGCGAGACAUUUCAGUGUGUGCACUCUUGUUGUUAUAUUUAAACAUGUAUGAGAGUUGUGUCAAAGGUUUGAAAUUUAAAAAUACGAGACCGCUGCACACUUUUCAUGGUCACAUGGUCACAUUUUUAAAGGUAUUAGUGUUAAACUCUAUCAAGUCAACCUUUGGGGGAUCAAGUUCAAUGAAUUUAAGAAUUAUUACUUUCUAUUUUUAUAUUGGUACUGUGAAUUGACACUAACUUGCACCUUGAAAGUGGGUCUGUUUAAUGACAUUGCAUUGUUUGAAGUGUUGAGCAUCAGCAGACUUACACAUUUAUGCACUAUUAUCUUUAUUAAUGCAAUAAAACUCAAAUAAGAAAAUUUACCUUUGUUUUAAAAAUGCAAAUUUUCUUUUGACCUGGCAUCUUUAUUAUAGACUGCUUUGUAGUUGAGGAAUUUGUCUUUUCAUUACUGUAUGAACAUUUUGUAGUGAUAUGAAACUAAUUAGAAUUUGUUAUUUUCCAUAUAACAGUGUUUAGAAUUACUGUUUUUGUUUCAAAAUUCCUUCAUUUUCUGCGUUAUUUUGUAUGUUAAAAGAAGUUAAAUAAAAUGCUGAUAGAAUUA